AACACCCAUUCUCUCUCCCCCUUCCCUUUCCAUCGCCGCCCACCAUGCAGAGGUUCUCGCGGCUGGCCCGCCGUGGCCUGGCUACCGUCAGCGAUGCUCCCCUCAGCAGGAAGGUUUCCCAGAACAUCCAUGAGCAGGGCAACUACAUCAACUACGCCAAGAUGGCGGAGAACCUCUCCAUCGUCCGUAACCGCCUGAACAGGCCCCUUACGUACGCCGAGAAGAUUCUCUACUCCCAUCUCGAUGACCCGCACGGCCAGGAGAUUGAGCGUGGCACGUCAUAUCUGAAGCUGAGGCCGGAUCGUGUUGCUUGCCAGGAUGCCACCGCCCAGAUGGCUAUCCUGCAGUUCAUGUCCGCCGGCAUGCCCUCCGUGGCUACGCCCACCACCGUCCACUGCGACCACUUGAUUGAGGCCCAGGUUGGCGGCGAGAAGGAUCUUGAGCGUGCUCAGAGCAUCAACAAGGAGGUCUACGACUUCUUGUCCACCUCCUGCGCCAAGUACAACAUCGGUUUCUGGAGACCCGGCUCUGGUAUCAUUCACCAGAUCGUCCUCGAGAACUACGCUUUCCCCGGUGGUUUGAUGAUCGGCACUGACUCUCACACUCCCAACGCCGGUGGUCUUGGUAUGGCUGCUAUUGGUGUUGGUGGAGCUGACGCCGUUGAUGUCAUGGCCAACCUGCCCUGGGAACUGAAGGCUCCUAAGGUCAUUGGUGUUCGCCUCACUGGCCAGAUGUCUGGCUGGACUGCUCCUAAGGACAUCAUCCUGAAGGUCGCUGGCAUUCUCACCGUCAAGGGUGGUACCGGUGCCAUCAUUGAGUACCACGGCCCUGGUACCGAGUCUCUCUCCUGCACUGGUAUGGGUACCAUUUGCAACAUGGGUGCUGAGAUCGGUGCUACCACCUCCCUGUUCCCCUUCAACGACCGCAUGUACGACUACCUGGCGGCUACCAAGCGCAAGGACAUUGGUGACUUCUCUCGCGAGUACGCCAAGGAGCUCAAGGAGGACCAGGGUGCGGAGUACGACCAGCUCAUCGAGAUCAACCUCUCCGAGCUCGAGCCCCACAUCAACGGUCCUUUCACUCCCGACCUUGCCACCCCCAUCAGCAAGUUCAAGGAUGCCGUCAAGGAGAACAAGUGGCCCGAGGACCUCAAGGUCGGUCUCAUCGGCUCUUGCACCAACUCCUCCUACGAGGACAUGAGCCGUGCUGCCAACAUCGCCCGCGAUGCCAUGGACCACGGUAUCAAGGCCAAGUCCCUCUUCACCGUCACUCCCGGUUCCGAGCAGGUCCGCGCUACCAUCGAGCGUGAUGGUCAACUCAAGACCUUCGAGGAGUUCGGCGGUAUGGUCCUCGCCAACGCCUGCGGACCUUGCAUAGGCCAGUGGGACCGUAAGGAUGUCAAGAAGGGCGAGCCCAACUCGAUCAUCUCCUCCUACAACCGUAACUUCACCGGCCGUAACGACGCCAACCCUGCGACCCACGCUUUCGUCACCUCCCCCGACCUCGUCGUUGCUCUGACCAUCGCUGGUACCCUCAACUUCAACCCUCUCACCGACACCCUCAAGGGCGCCGAUGGCAAGGAGUUCAAGCUGAAGGAGCCCACCGGUGAGGCUCUCCCUGCCUCUGGCUUCGACCCUGGACGCAACACCUACCAGGCUCCCCCCAAGAACCGUGACAACGUCAACGUCGCCGUCUCUCCCUCUUCCGACCGUCUCCAGAUCCUCCAGCCCUUCAACGCCUGGGACGGCAAGGAUGCUCUUGACCUGCCCAUCCUCAUCAAGGCUCAGGGCAAGACCACCACCGACCACAUCUCCAUGGCCGGUCCCUGGUUGAAGUACCGUGGCCACCUUGACAACAUCUCCAACAACAUGCUUAUCGGUGCCAUCAACUCCGCCAACGGUGAGGCCAACAAGAUCAGGAACUUCACCACCGACCAGUGGGACGCCGUCCCCGCUGUUGCCCGUGACUACAAGUCCAAGGGCAUCAGGUGGGUCGUCAUCGGUGACUGGAACUACGGUGAGGGCUCUUCCCGUGAGCACGCCGCUCUCGAGCCCCGCCACCUGGGUGGUCUUGCCAUCAUCACCAGGUCUUUCGCCAGAAUUCACGAGACCAACUUGAAGAAGCAGGGUAUGCUUCCUCUGACCUUCUCCAAGCCCGAGGACUACGACAGGAUCCAGCCCGACGACAAGGUCGACCUUCUGUGCACCCAGAUCGCCGUCGGCAAGCCCAUGACCCUCCGCGUCCACCCCGCCAACGGUGACAAGACGUUCGACGUUGAGCUCUCCCACACCUUCAACGAGGGCCAGAUUGAGUGGUUCAAGAACGGUAGCGCGCUGAACACCAUGGCCAAGCAGGCCUCGUAGAGUUUUUGAGAGCAGCGAGCGGCACUUUCUCCUUAAUUGUAACUUUGUAUGUCUUGUCCUACAGGCGAUAUGGGAAUCGGAACUAUUUGCUAGUAUAUCAUGGUGGGCGGCAGAGAUGAAUGAGACUUGC
Messenger RNA from Aplosporella prunicola CBS 121167, 2493 nucleotides. RefSeq lists its product as uncharacterized. The transcript has 4 exons. The record is from RefSeq and is a predicted model, not a curated record. Gene Ontology annotation, biological process: tricarboxylic acid cycle. Gene Ontology annotation, cellular component: mitochondrion; cytosol. Lineage: Eukaryota; Fungi; Ascomycota; Dothideomycetes; Botryosphaeriales; Aplosporellaceae. The coding region runs from base 45 to 2363 and encodes 772 amino acids. Gene Ontology annotation, molecular function: aconitate hydratase activity; 4 iron, 4 sulfur cluster binding.